GAGGCGAAGCGGGAGGAAGCAGUGCGCACUCACGCGUGCGCGAGCUGGCGCGCGAGAAAGGGCCCGGUAGCGUCGAGGCUCGAGCGGCCGUCGCCAUUUUGUAGGGUUCGCUCUGACGCGGGAGCCGCUGCCGCCGCCGCCACCCGGAGGCUCUUGUCAGGAUGGUGAAGCUGUUCAUCGGAAACCUGCCCCGGGAGGCCACAGAGCAGGAGAUCCGCUCUCUUUUCGAGCAGUAUGGGAAGGUGCUGGAAUGUGACAUCAUUAAGAACUACGGCUUUGUGCACAUAGAAGACAAGACAGCAGCCGAGGAUGCCAUACGCAACCUGCACCAUUACAAGCUUCAUGGGGUGAACAUCAACGUGGAAGCCAGCAAGAAUAAGAGCAAAGCUUCAACCAAGUUACACGUGGGUAACAUCAGCCCCACUUGUACCAACCAAGAGCUUCGAGCCAAGUUCGAAGAGUAUGGUCCGGUCAUCGAAUGUGACAUCGUGAAAGAUUAUGCCUUCGUACACAUGGAGCGGGCAGAGGAUGCAGUGGAGGCCAUCAGGGGCCUUGACAACACAGAGUUUCAAGGCAAAAGAAUGCAUGUGCAGUUGUCCACAAGCCGGCUUCGGACUGCCCCUGGGAUGGGAGACCAGAGUGGCUGCUAUCGAUGUGGGAAAGAAGGGCACUGGUCCAAAGAGUGUCCAGUAGAUCGUACAGGUCGUGUGGCAGACUUUACUGAACAGUAUAAUGAACAGUAUGGUGCAGUUCGCACACCUUACACCAUGGGCUAUGGGGAAUCCAUGUAUUACAACGAUGCAUAUGGAGCACUCGACUACUAUAAGCGAUACCGGGUACGCUCUUAUGAGGCAGUAGCAGCAGCGGCAGCAGCUUCUGCAUACAACUACGCAGAGCAGACCAUGUCCCAUCUGCCUCAAGUCCAAAGUACAACUGUGACCAGCCACCUCAACUCUACUUCUGUUGAUCCCUACGACAGACACCUACUGCCAAACUCUGGCGCUGCUGCCACUUCAGCUGCUAUGGCUGCUGCUGCAGCCACCACUUCCUCCUAUUAUGGAAGGGACAGGAGCCCACUGCGUCGUGCUGCAGCCAUGCUCCCCACAGUUGGAGAGGGCUACGGUUAUGGGCCAGAGAGUGAGUUAUCUCAGGCUUCAGCAGCUACACGGAAUUCUCUGUAUGACAUGGCCCGGUAUGAACGGGAGCAGUAUGUCGACCGAGCCCGGUACUCAGCCUUUUAAAAACUAGAGGUGUGAACCUCAAAUGGACUGAAUAACCCUGAGUUGGUUGCAGUCCCAGGAGCCUGAUGUUAAUGAGGCUGCCAGGAUGAAAUACUCCAGAACUGUUGGGGAUCCAAAUUCGGGUCUCACCCUAGCAGAACUGAUCCAAGAACGUCACAACUUUUGAAGUCGAUUGGCACAGAUCAAGACCAAGAUUUGGCCCUUUGUCUGUAAUAAGUAGAGGAACUUGGUGUGAGUUAACUUUUUUUUUCCCCCAGCCAUUGGUGUCUGGAGUUCCCAUCAUCAGUAGAAGAAUUAGAGAAUUCUAGGAGUGAUUUCUUCUUUUGAUUUGGCAAGGGAGAUUUGGUCAAUUAGGGAAACUACUGGAACUAUGGCUCUAACUCUGUGAGUGUGAUGACAUGUAGGUGUGGUGGAACUGGGUGAAUGACUGGCUGGCUGUUCCUUGAUACCCUACCCUUGUGACCAUCAUUUGUGAAAGCUUGUUUACUGUGAAAGAUUAAAACAAAACAUUUAGGAUAGUGCAAUUGGCCACAUAAGACAUCUCAGCAUCUUCUGCUUUUCCUGGACCCCAAAAUUAAAUUGCAGUUCUUGAUAAUGUUUAUAUGCCCUUUGUUGCAGCAACAGUAGACUUCUGUCACAGGGGUUAUCUUGCCUAAAAGGUGGAUAAGAAAGGUUUACAACCAACACAUUCUUCAGCUAGAUUGCAUCUUGUCCUAUAUAUGUACCCAUAAGUAGAUUCCUAUAUAUAGCUAUUAGACUCCUAGGUAAUUAUAUGGGAUGUGAGUUAGAUCCAGUCUGACUUGGUUUUGUUUUCUUCUUUGUCCCCCCUCUCCCCCAAUACAGGACGGGAUCCAGGGCCCUUGUACUCGGAGCCAGGCUGCUCUCCAGGCAUUGUGUAAGCCUCUUGUGUUGUGCUCUCUUUCAGGUAGGAUAAUUGCGGACUGAACCCUCGGGCUGCGGUCAUAUAUGAGAACUUGCUCCGCGCGGUCCCCUUUGCCGGGAUGUUUCCAUUGCUUCAUGUUUCAGUAAACAAAAGGAGUUUGUGACCAACUAUGUUUUCUUUCUUAAUUCUUCUAAGUUGACUUUUCUUUCCUCCUGAUACUAGUCUCUGUAGCUUUUCACUCUGUUCCUUAUAUUCUCAGGCUCUGAGCAGCCCUAGGUAAGGAUUAUGCUGGCAUCCCCUUUUUCCUGUGCAGUGGAACCUCUUAUCUUGCUUUCCCUAGGAGUUGAAUCCUUCUCCCUGCCUACCUGCAGCAUUUCCUUUCCCUUUAAAAUGACCAUGUAGUGACAAGCAGCCUUUUACUCUCCUCUGUUAGCUCUGGACUCUAACAUUGAAGUUAAAUCUUCUGAAAUUGGCAGGACCAUUGGGGGUUUUGUUGUUUUGUUUUGUUUUGUUUUCUAUGUCUGACCUGUGAUCGUGGUACAGCAUUAGCUGAAAUUUAGCCUUGUUUUACUCCACUCCUCCCCUUUUUUAAAAUUUUUUGACAAAUAAACGUUUCUAACACUUAA
Cebus imitator (Panamanian white-faced capuchin) is the source of this 2750-nucleotide messenger RNA. RefSeq names its product RNA-binding protein 4B. The transcript has 4 exons. Gene Ontology annotation, molecular function: zinc ion binding; mRNA binding. The record is from RefSeq and is a predicted model, not a curated record. The coding region runs from base 162 to 1241 and encodes 359 amino acids. Gene Ontology annotation, biological process: mRNA splicing, via spliceosome. NCBI's taxonomy places the organism in Eukaryota, Metazoa, Chordata, Mammalia, Primates, Cebidae. Gene Ontology annotation, cellular component: nuclear speck; cytosol.